Molecule: messenger RNA, 1637 nt
Organism: Bubalus bubalis (water buffalo)
Lineage: Eukaryota; Metazoa; Chordata; Mammalia; Artiodactyla; Bovidae
Product: serpin A3-8
Exons: 5
Coding region: 146-1402 (418 amino acids)
Biological process (GO): negative regulation of endopeptidase activity
Molecular function (GO): serine-type endopeptidase inhibitor activity
Source: RefSeq, a predicted model, not a curated record
GCUGAGGUCUUGUUCCCUCCUACAUUUCGUAAGCCAGAGAAGAUAUCUUUGGAGGAUAAAUAGACAAACAAAGAGACGAAACUCCAAUAUCUGGGCAGGCGGCGGCUCUGGAUCCACUGCCCACAUCCCGCUCUCACAGGCAGACAUGAGGGCAGAGAGAAUGUUCCCCCUCCUGGCUCUGGGGCUCCUGGUGGCUGGACUGUGCUCCAGGGUCCACUGCCUCCCGGAGAAUGUGACCCCAGAAGAACAGCACAAAGGGACAUCUGUGGAUGACCACUCAUUAGCCUCCAGCAACACCGACUUUGCCUUCAGCCUCUACAAGCAGUUGGCUUUGAAGAACCCCAAUAAGAAUGUCAUCUUCUCCCCUCUGAGCAUCUCCAUAGCCUUGGCCUUCUUGUCCCUGGGGGCUCGUGGCCCCACCCUGACAGAGAUCCUGGAAGGUCUCAAGUUCAACCUCACAGAGACUCCCGAGAGAGAAAUCCACCAGGGUUUCCAGCACCUCCUGCAGAUGCUCAGUCGACCCAGCAAUGAGCUGCAGCUGAGCGUGGGCAACACGAUGUUCGUGCAGGAGGAGCUGAAGCUGCUGGACAAGUUCAGGGAAGAUGCUCUGGCGCUGUACGCCUCCGAGGCCUUCUCGACCAACUUCAAGGAUCCUGAAGCUGCCAAGAGUCUAAUAAAUGACUAUGUGAAGAAUAAAACUCAGGGGAAAAUUGUGGACUUGUUCAAUGACCUCGACCCACUCACAAAGGUGAUACUGGUGAAUUACAUCUACUUUAAAGCCCAGUGGAGGACGCCCUUUGAUCCCAAACAAACUUACAAGUCACCGUUCCAUGUGAGCAAGAACAAGACGGUGGAGGUGCCCAUGAUGAGCAUUGGGGACCUGGUGACCCCUUACUUCCGGGACGAGGAGCUGGACUGCACGCUGGUGGAGCUCACGUACACCAGCAACGACAGCGCCCUCUUCAUCCUCCCCGACGAGGGCAAAAUGCAGGACCUGGAAGCCAGGCUGAUCCCAGAGAUGCUGACGAGGUGGCGAGAAUCACUGUACCCCAGACGGAUACAUGAACUCAACCUACCAAGGUUUUCCAUCUCCAGUGACUAUAAACUGAAAGACAUACUUUCCCAGCUGGAAAUUAAGAAAGUCUUCACCCAGGAGGCGGACCUGUCAGGAAUCACAGAUGACCACAAGCUAGAGGUUUCCCAGGUGGUCCACAAGGCCGUGCUCGACGUGGGCGAGGAGGGCACGGAAGGAGCUGCUGCCACGGGAAUCAAGGUGGGAAUCACAUCCAUAAAUAAUCACAUCCCCUUGAGCUUCGACAGGCCCUUCCUGAUUGCCAUAGUUCUCAAAGACACCCAGAGCAUCAUCUUUUUGGGGAAAGUCACCAACCCCAAGGAAGCCUAGAGCUCCCCUCCGAAUGGCGGGUCCACUGAAGAAGGAGCUGGGUGCCCUGGUCCCUCGGAGCAGCCUGACCUCUGUGCACCGAGGCGAGGAGCAGCCCCCCUAUCCAACCCCACCCGCUCACCCUCGGGAAGGAGACAGUGACAAUGCUGGGGGCCCCUGUGCACACGGGGUCUGCCCUGCUCCGGAGGAGGCGCUGAACCCUACACCAGCAAUAAAGCACCUUCCUUGGACUGGA